ACAAGUAUGAUGAUGUUUGUGGAUCUUUCAAAUGAUGGUGCAAGUUCUGCAAGUCAACAAGAAAACGGUAUUGGCUCUAGGACAUAGGAUUUGCAGCUGGGUCAAGAUGCUUUGAGGAAUAGCAACUAUAUCAAGAAUGUUUGGCUUCACACAAUGACUAGAAGACACUCUAGCAUCUUCCAUUUGGGCAUCAUCUAUGUAUUAAUACUUAUCAAGAUCCAAUUAUCUAAUGAAAGUGAAUUGAUGAUUGACAUGUCAAACAUAGGUCUCACCCAUGUUCCCAGGGAUCUGUCCCUAAAAACAACCACCUUAAACAUAUCACACAACAAUAUAUCUCAGCUACAAAUUUCUGACAUCUCAUCACUGUCAAAGCUCAGGAUUUUGAUUAUGUCCCACAACAGAAUCCAGUGUCUCGACAUCGGCGUGUUCAAAUUCAAUACAGAAUUGGAAUACCUGGAUUUGUCUCACAACAAGUUGGAGAGGAUUUCUUGCCACCCUACAGUGAACUUCAAGCAUUUAGACCUCUCAUUUAACGCAUUUGAGGUCCUGCCCAUAUGCAAAGAGUUUGGCAACAUGUCUCAACUAAACUUCCUGGGGUUGAGUGCUACACGCUUACAGAAAUCUAGCAUACAGCCAAUUGCUCACUUGAAUAUCAGCAAGAUUUUACUGGUUUUAGGAGAUAGUUAUGGGGACAAAGAAGACCCUCAGAGCCUUCAAGACUUUAACACAGAAAGUCUGCAUCUUGUUUUCCCCAUGACAAAGAAAUUCCAUUUUGUUCUGGAUAUGUCAGUCAGCACCGCAGUAAGUUUGGAGCUGUCAGAUAUCAAAUGUGGGCUUGGAGAUAAGGAAUGCUCUUACUUCUUAAGUGCUCUGUCAAAACUUCAACAGAAUUCAAGGCUGUCCAAUCUUACCUUGAGCCACGUUGAAACCACUUGGGAUUCUUUCAUUAGUAUCUUCCAGUGUGUUUGGCAUCUACCCAUAGAGUAUUUCUCAGUCAUCGAUGUGAAGCUACAAGGCCAACUUGGCUUCAGAUAUUUUGAUUAUUCGUACACUUCCCUGAAGGCUGUGUCGAUACUUCAAGUUGUCAGUGAUGUGUUCAAUUUCCCACAAAGUAACAUAUACAGGAUCUUCUCCAAUAUGAACAUCCGAAGUUUCACCGUGUCUGGCACCCGUAUGUUACACAUGGUUUGCCCCUCCCAGACUAGCCCAUUCCAGUAUUUGGAUUUCUCCAAUAACCUCUUGACAGACAUGAUUUUCAAUAAUUGUGGAAACUUACCCGAGUUGAAAACAUUUAGCCUGCAAAUGAAUCAGUUAAAAGAACUUGCGAACGUAAUGCGUAUGACCCAAGAGAUGAAAUCUCUACAGCGAUUGGACCUAAGCCAUAAUUCUCUAAGGUAUGGAGGAGGUGAAGACAAUUGCUUCUGGGCCGCAAGUUUAUUAAGUUUAAACAUGUCUUCCAAUAUCCUGACUGGCUCGGUUUUCAGAUGUUUACCUCCCAACAUUCAGGUGCUUGAUCUUCGUAACAACAGAAUAGCGAGCAUCCCUAAAGACGUCGCCCGUCUGGAAGCUUUGCAAGAGCUCAACGUGGCCUUCAACUCUUUGGCCGACCUGCCCGCGUGCGGGGCCUUCAGCAGCCUGUCUGUGCUGAUCGUGGACCACAACUCGGUUUCCCACCCAUCCGCUGACUUCUUCCAGACCUGCCACCACGUCACGUCCCUCCGAGCAGGGGACAACCCGUUCCAAUGCACGUGCGAGCUGCGGGAGUUCAUCAGGAACGCGGGCCAAGUGUCCAGCGGCGUGCUAGACGGCUGGCCCGAGGCCUACACGUGCGACCACCCGGAGGGUCACAGGGGGACCCCGCUGAAGGACUUCCACGCCUCGCCGCUGUCCUGCAACAUCACGCUGCUGAUUGUCACCAUCGGGGCCACCGCGCUGGUGUCAGCCGCUGCGGUGGCCUUCCUCUGCGUCCACCUUGACCUGCCCUGGUACCUCAGGAUGGUGUGCCAGUGGACGCAGACCCGGCGCAGGGCCAGGCACGUGCCCUUGGAGGAGCUGCAGAGAGAGCUGCGGUUCCACGCUUUCGUCUCCUACAGCGAACGCGACUCGGCCUGGGUGAAGAGCGAGCUGCUGCCACACCUGGAGAAAGAAGGCAUCCGCAUUUGCCUCCACGAGAGGAACUUCGUUCCUGGCAAGAGCAUCGUGGAAAACAUCAUCAGCUGCAUUGAGAAGAGCUACAAGGCCAUCUUCGUCCUGUCUCCCCACUUCGUGCAGAGCGAGUGGUGCCACUACGAACUCUACUUCGCCCACCACAACCUCUUCCACGAAGGCUCUGAUAACUUGGUCCUGAUCUUGCUGGAGCCCAUCCCGCAGUACUCCAUCCCCAGCAGCUACCACAAGCUCAAAACGCUCAUGGCCCGGAGGACUUACUUGGAAUGGCCCACGGAGAAGAGCAAACAGGGACUGUUUUGGGCAACCUUAAGAGCAGCCAUUCAUGUGAAGUUGGUGGGCCAAACGGAAGAGAAAACACAGAACUAAGAGAAUUCCUCCUGUCAAUGUGGCUGCUGUUGAAAGUUCCAAUAAGGAUGUUAUUUUUGCAUCAGUAUGAAUCUAACAAUGAUUUUUUUUUUUUAAAUGGAGUUAACGUGAACUUUGGCGGGAA
This is a messenger RNA of Jaculus jaculus (lesser Egyptian jerboa), 2659 nucleotides long. RefSeq names its product toll like receptor 1 (gene Tlr1). Gene Ontology annotation, biological process: toll-like receptor signaling pathway; cellular response to triacyl bacterial lipopeptide; immune response. Gene Ontology annotation, cellular component: Toll-like receptor 1-Toll-like receptor 2 protein complex; membrane. NCBI's taxonomy places the organism in Eukaryota, Metazoa, Chordata, Mammalia, Rodentia, Dipodidae. The coding region runs from base 154 to 2535 and encodes 793 amino acids. The record is from RefSeq and is a predicted model, not a curated record. The transcript has 2 exons. Gene Ontology annotation, molecular function: transmembrane signaling receptor activity; Toll-like receptor 2 binding; lipopeptide binding.